Messenger RNA from Metarhizium album ARSEF 1941, 237 nucleotides. RefSeq lists its product as uncharacterized. The coding region runs from base 1 to 237 and encodes 78 amino acids. The transcript has a single exon. The record is from RefSeq and is a predicted model, not a curated record. Lineage: Eukaryota; Fungi; Ascomycota; Sordariomycetes; Hypocreales; Clavicipitaceae.
AUGGAGGAUUGGCCCGAUUUGGAAGUUGAGCCACUCGCCUGGGCAGCAGCCAGCCCCAUGUACGAAGCUGACGUGACAUGGCUUGUGCGCGAUGCUACGCAGAGAAUGUUGGCGAGCUGCAAUUUCGGCAGCGUCCUCGACGCUCACCAUGACCCGAGGGCAAGAAACAGGCCGGGAGCAGUAACUCUCCCGAUAACGAACGUUGGUGGCGGCUGCUCUGUCAAGACGGUCGAGUAG